AAAACAUGAAGGAAUUAAAGGAACCCAGGCAGCGCAAAGAUAAUAGGCGCCCAGAUUUGGAAAUCUAUAAGCCCGGACUUUCUCGACUAAGGAACAGACCUAAAACUAAGGAGGCUCCUGGGAGUGAGGAAUUUAAGGAUGAGAUUGUAAAUGACAGAGAUUCUUCUGUUGGGAAUGAUUCACAGCUUAUUAAAGUUUGCAAGGAAUUGGACAGCCAACAGCAAAAUGGUCCUACAGAUCCAGAAAAUCGUCAAGCACAGGAGACUUUCUCAAAGACUGUUGGACUAGAGGACCGGAGUCUACGAAUCAUUAAGAGAAUAAAGAAACCUGACCUGCAGAUCUAUCAGCCUGGGAGGCGUUUGCAGACCAUAACCAAAGAGUCAGCUAGCAGGGCAGAUGAGGAAGAAAUCCUCAAUCAAGUGGAACAAUUGAGGAUUGAGGAGGAUGAGUGUAAGGGAAAAGCUGUUAAAGAAGAAGUUGUGAAUAAACCAGACAAAACUGAGGCAGAAAAGAACCAAACUAAUGACCGAGUAAGAACUGCCAAGGGAGAAAAGGGAAAAAAGAUUGAAAAGGGGGAGGGGACAAAGAAGGUGAAUGAUGACUCUGUCCAAGGGAAACCUGGUUCUGUAAAGCGGUACUCCCGAUCAGACAAACGAAGGAACCGCUACCGCACUUGCAGUACCAGCUCAGCUGGUAGCAACAACAGUGCUGAGGGAGCUGGCUUGACUGAUAAUGGAUGUCGCCGGCGGCGCCAGGAUCGGACCAAGGAGAGGCCACGACUGAAGAAGCAGGUAUCUAUGUCUUCAACUGAUUCCUUAGAUGAGGACAGAGUUGAUGAGCCUGAUGGAUUAGGGUCCAGGAGGAGCUCAGAAAGGAAGAAGCAUUUAGAAAGAAAUUGGUCUGGCCGAGGCGAGGGUGAACAGAAAAGCAAUGGUAAAGAAAACCGAGGCACCCUUCGAGUCACUUUUGAUGCAGAAACCAUGAGUAAAGAUUCCCCCAUGGUGAGAUCAGCCAGGGAGAAUGUGGAGAAAAUAAAGUCUGACAAAGGCCCAAGCAGUGGGGGCAAGGGCUCUGAGAAGCAGGAGUUCAAAAAUCCGAAACAAGAACUUCGAAGUCGUGGUCGUGGCAUUCUGAUUCUGCCUGCCCAUACUGCCCUAUCUGUCAGUUCAUCGGGUUCUCCAGAGUCUACACCUUUGGGACCUCGACUUUUAUUUGGAUCUGGUAGCAAGGGAUCUCGGAAUUGGGGACGUGGAGGCACUACGCGCCGACUAUGGGACCCAAACAAUCCUGAUCAGAAGCCUGCUCUGAAAAGCCAGACACCCCAGCUACAUUUCUUGGACACUGAUGAUGAAAUCAGCCCUACAUCUUGGGGUGAUUCACGUCAGGCCCAAGCAUCUUACUAUAAAUUUCAAAACUCUGACAACCCCUAUUAUUACCCUCGGACACCAGGCCCUACCUCUCAGUAUCCCUAUACAGGCUAUAGUCCUAUGCAGUACCCAGUGGGCCCUGCAAAUGGUAUGUAUCCAGGGCCUUAUUACCCAGGCUAUCCUGCCCCCUCAGGACAGUAUGUAUGUAGUCCUCUCCCUGCCAGCACCAUGAGUCCUGAAGAGAUAGAGCAGCACAUGCGGAACAUGCAGCAACAGGAGCUACAUAGGCUUCUCCGAGUGGCUGACAACCAGGAAUUGCAGCUUAGCAACCUGCUUUCCAGGGACCGCAUCAGUACUGAGGGCAUGGAGAAGAUGGCUCAGCUCAGAACUGAAUUACUGCAGCUGUAUGAGCGCUGUAUUCUAUUAGAUAUUGAAUUCUCUGACAAUCAGAAUGUAGAUCAGAUCCUGUGGAAGAAUGCCUUCUAUCAGGUGAUUGAGAAAUUCAGGCAGCUUCUCAAGGAUCCAAAUAUUGAGAACCCAGAACAGAUUCGGAACAGACUCUUGGAGCUUUUGGAUGAGGGUAGUGACUUCUUUGAUAGUUUGCUUCAGAAACUACAGGUUACUUACAAGUUCAAACUGGAGGACUACAUGGACGGGCUUGCCAUUCGAAGCAAGCCUUUACGAAAGACAGUAAAAUAUGCCUUGAUCAGUGCUCAACGCUGUAUGAUUUGCCAAGGAGAUAUCUCUAGGUAUCGGGAGCAAGCCAAUGAUACAGCAAACUAUGGGAAGGCACGCAGUUGGUACCUGAAGGCCCAACAUAUUGCUCCCAAGAAUGGGCGCCCCAGGAGGAAGCUUGAUGCUGUAUAUUAUUAUAUGCGCAGUUUAGCAGCCAGUAACCCUAUCCUGACUGCCAAGGAGAGUCUCAUGAGUUUAUUUGAAGAGACUAAACGAAAGGCUGAACAGAUGGAAAAGAAACAGCAUGAGGAAUUUGAACUGAACCCUGAUCAUUGGCGUAAAGGAAAGAAGUCUACUUUCCGACACGUUGGGGAUGACACUACGCGCCUGGAGAUCUGGAUUCACCCAUCUCAUUCUCGGUCAUCCCAGGGCACUGAGUCUGGGAAGGAUUCUGAGCAGGAGAAUGGUCUGGGCAGCCUGAGCCCCAGUGAUCUGAACAAAAGGUUCAUCCUCAGUUUUCUCCAUGCCCAUGGGAAGCUGUUUACCCGGAUUGGGAUGGAGACAUUCCCUGCAGUGGCUGAAAAGGUCCUUAAGGAGUUCCAAGUGUUGCUGCAACAUAGUCCAUCUCCUAUUGGAAGUACCCGUAUGCUGCAGCUUAUGACCAUCAACAUGUUUGCUGUACAUAACUCCCAGUUGAAAGACUGCUUCUCAGAGGAGUGUCGCUCUGUGAUCCAGGAACAAGCUGCAUCCUUGGGCUUGGCUAUGUUCUCCCUGCUGGUACAGCGCUGCACAUGCUUACUUAAGGACUCUGCCAAAGGGUUGCUGUGGAUGUGUGGUCAACACUAGCUGACUUCUGUAACAUACUCACUGCAGUGAAUCAGUCUGAGGUGCCACUGUACAAGGACCCGGAUGAUGACCUCACCCUUCUUAUCCUGGAAGAGGAUCGGCUCCUCUCUGGCUUUGUCCCCUUGCUGGCUGCCCCUCAGGACCCCUGCUACGUGGAGAAAACCUCGGAUAAGGUUAUUGCAGCUGACUGCAAAAGGGUCACAGUGCUGAAGUAUUUUCUGGAAGCCCUUUGUGGACAAGAAGAGCCUCUGCUGGCAUUCAAGGGUGGAAAAUAUGUGUCAGUGGCACCCGUCCCAGACACCAUGGGAAAGGAAAUGGGAAGCCAAGAGGGAAAACAACUGGAAGAUGAGGAAGAAGAUGUGGUGAUUGAAGACUUUGAGGAAGAUUCAGAGGCUGAAGGCAGUGGGGGCGAGGAUGAUAUCAGGGAACUUCGGGCCAAGAAGCUGGCUCUAGCAAGGAAGAUAGCUGAGCAGCAGCGUCGCCAGGAAAAGAUCCAGUGAUCAAUGAGCUGGAUGGCCUCGCCAAAGGGCAGGAGACAGACCACCGGGCUGGGGGCUAUGCCCGUGUGGUACAAGAAAAGGCCCGAAAAUCCAUCGAGUUCCUCGAACGGAGAUUUGAGAGUCGGGACUCCUGCCUUCGGGCCUUGACCAGCCGUGGCAAUGAACUUGAAUCCAUCGCCUUCCGAAGUGAGGACAUCACUGGACAGCUGGGUAACAAUGAUGACCUGAUCCUCUCCUGCUGCCUGCACUACUGCAAAGACAAGGCUAAGGAUUACAUGCCCACCAGCAAAGAGGAGCCCAUCCGCCUGCUACGGGAGGUGGUGCUGCUGACUGAUGACCGGAACCUGCGUGUGAAGGCACUGACAAGGAAUGUGCCUGUGAGGGACAUCCCAGCCUUCCUUACGUGGGCCCAGGUGGGCUGAGGGGGCCACACUGGGGCCCACCCCCAUGGAACCAUUCCUGAGAGGCCACUAGGCGCCCAGUGUAGCACGGAAGAUGUCCACGUGCCUGAGCCACCAAUCCACCCAGACAAUAAACCAUCCUCUUCCAACCUCACGCCGUGGCCGUGCUGUGGGGGAGUCGCUCCUCACAGAGCCCCUCCCAAGGGUCAGGCGGAAGCUGCUGGGACCCUCCUAGGCUGCCAGGUUUAGCAGGGAGGUGACUGGCUACAGUGACAACAGGUGGACAAGCCAGAUAGGCCACCAAGCUCUCAGCCUUUCUCCCUCCUGUCUAGUUUCAGGGCUGGAGGGAGGCCUACUCACCCCGGGGACCCAGCCACUCUGUAGUGGCACUGGGGCAGAGGUUCCAGAGUUUCCAUCGUAUGCAAGCAAAAUGAUAGAGCCCUCAGUCUGCAGAACCUCUGUCCUGAAUGUCUGAGAGGCUUUUGCUGUCAGGAAGAGAGUGCCCAGGGGGGUCACCAUCUCUCUGAGGCCUAAAUCCCCUACGGACCCACACUGGGUUCUGUCCAUAACAGCAUAACAGCAGCCCUAGCCCUUCACUACACACACACACACACACACACACACACACACACACACACUUCUCUUCCUGUCCACAUCAAUCUUUGUCCUUGCGCUUUGCCCUUGCUUUCCCUUUGGGCAGUCCUGGGUCUAGAGGGAAGGAACGUCUAGUCUUGGGCCAUGCUUCCUGAGUGGCCCUCCACCUGCAUAUGCUGUCAAUUCUUGGUUUUCCUUUCACUCUAGUACCCUCUUGGGGAAAUUUCCUCAGACUCUUCCUGUUCCUUCUUUGUCUGCCUUCCCUUUCUAGUUGGCCCCUUUUAUCACCACUAGGCCCCUCAACUUCCUCACCAUAGUUCCUUGUGGGGCUUCUCAUUCUUAAUCUUCCCCCCUGCCACCUGUGACAGGAACCAAAUAAAGCUUUCCUGGCUGUCCUUCCUUUCCAACCCUCCUCAUACCUGAGAGGCUUCACACUGGUAAAGCUGAACCCAGAGGCAGAGGCAGCCCAGGGCCUGGGGUGUUUGUCCUGUUCCUGGCUUUGUCUUCUGCUUCUCUACCCAGAAGAGGGGACACGGGACCCUUUAGCCUAUGAGGGUUGUUUUUUGUUGUGGUCCCCCCCCCAUGCUGCCCCUCUGUUUACAACCUCACUUGGAGGCUCCCUACCAGGAAUGAAUUCCUUCAGUCCAGCACAGAGGUAAAGGAGGACCAAGAAGGAGAGUAAAUCUCAAUAGGAUCACACAGCCCACUGCCUGACUGUACCACCUUCUGGGAGGAGCAGUGCUUCACCAAGGGUGCUCUGUCCUCUUCAGGCUCGGAUCCUACCAGGAGAGGGCUGUGCAGGAGAGCCCAGGACAGUGAUUUGGGGGGUCCAAAUGCCCAGCGCUCAGAAGACUGCCUUUCUGAGUUGUAAGGCCCAAGAUAAUCCCUUUGAAGGUCCUCUCUCCUGGCUAUGAAGGCCACAGGCUGGGGGUUGAGGGGGGAAGCAGGGAGAACACCUUUCUUCUUUCUGUCCCAUUUGAAACCCUGGUUUUGUUUCCUUAAUAAAUUUUUAGUUAUGAAACAAUUGA
Messenger RNA from Cricetulus griseus (Chinese hamster), 5411 nucleotides. The record is from RefSeq and is a predicted model, not a curated record. Lineage: Eukaryota; Metazoa; Chordata; Mammalia; Rodentia; Cricetidae.